AACAGCAGAAAUGAUAAUAAAGAUAAUGUUAUAGAAAAUGAAGAUGAAGAAGAAGCAGCAGUAUACAACGCACGGCAACAGCAACAACAACAACAACAACAGCAAGCACCAACAGUUCGCCAUGUCGUUCAUACACGUUGUAUUUGCAUGACACUCUCUUUCAGUCGCAAUCAUUCAGUUUUCAGUUCGUGAGAAGCCACUGCACCGCACAGAUGACGCCGCCCAAUUUGUAUGAUGAAAAGGAGGUUAUGGAGGAGUUCAUUAGCUGUUAUCGCCAUUUUACGGCGCUAUGGGACAACGCCUCGAUAGAUUAUCUAUCAAAGAAGAAGAAGGCGCCCGGCUAUCAGGAGCUAUUGAAAAUCCUGAGACGCGUCAAUCGCGAGGCCAGCGUACAGGAUGUUAAGCGCAAGAUCAAUUCGCUGCGCUGUUGCUACAGGCGCGAGAUCAGGAAGAUACAAUCGUCAUACGAUGGCUACGAGCCGCGUCUCUGGUGGUUCCAUAUGAUGGACUUUCUCAAGCCGGUGCUCAAUUUAAAUGUGCCAGCGAUGCCGUACAUCAAACACGAGACCCAAAGCUUGGACGACAGUCUCGACGAGGCGAGCAUGCAUGACGAGGACAUUUUCGCGGAGCCCUUCCCGCCCGAGGAGGACAUGCUAGUCAUCGAGGGCGAGGGCGAGGGCGAGGGUGAGGGUGAGGGCGAGGCCGAGGCCGACGGCGAUGCCGAGGGCAUAGCGGACGCGGAGGUCGCACUGGACACGGACGUGGAGCAUGAAGCGUUGGCCGAGGCACGGCACAAAUCUGAUCUAAAAAUGGAAAUCAAAUAUCAACAACAUUCCAAUAGCAGCAGCGGCAAAAACAGCAACAACAACAACAACAACAGCAGCAGCGCUGCUGGCGUCGGCGUCGGCAACGGAAAACAUCCUUACGGGACAGCGCGUCAGCAACUGCAGCAGCAGCAGCAGCAGCCGCGUCGCAGCAUUGCAGCGCAGCAAAUGCGUCGACGCCAGCGUAGCAGCGACGGCGACGCCGACGGCGACUAUGAUGAAAGCAGCGCAGCGUCUGGCAAAAAGCGCCGCCAGAUGCUGGAGUGCAGCAUGGAGCAUGUGGAGAGCGAAUGCGAUUUGAUUGGCAAGCGAAUGGCAGCCCAUUUCCGCAACAUGCGGCCCGAUCAGCGGCUCUUCGCCGAGCGCAUCAUCAGCGAGGUGUUGGUCUACGGCCGCAUGAAUCGCCUCUCGCUGGAUGCCCGUUUCCUGCCCAGCGGCAGUGUAGCCGAUCUCUAUGCCCAGCACGAUGGCAAAUAGAGUUGGACUGAGGGGGGUAAGCGGGGUCGUGUGACACCGGCUUUAGGCAUAAAGCGCCAAUUAGAGCGGCGGCGACAACAGAAUAAAAGGAAAAGCAAUUGGUCGUCGAUGCGCAGGCGACAAGAAUGUCGCAAAUGUUCCAAACUUGUGUACAAACAAUGUACAUAUGUAUCUAGACAUAUGUACCCAUAUUAAGUUCAUAUUUAUUUUAAGGUAUCAAAUUGAAUAUAAGUUGGUUAUAAGCCAAAAAAAAAGUAUAUAAAUAUGUUUUAUGCCAACUUCAGACCUGACCCGUGUAUAUAAUUACAGUUCGUAAUUAUCGCAAAAUAAACGCGAGCAUUUUAUUUUAAAUCAUGAACUUGUUAAGUUCGUUACACUCUCGAAAUUCCCAGAUUUAUGUGUUUAUAGUUUUAUUUGUUUUGAGACAAAUCGAAAAUUAAUUUGAAGCCCGAAACUGACAUCACUAAAAGUUCUGUGAUAUACCUGUUUGUAAAUGAUAAAGUCUUAUCAUUUAAUAUGACUUAAAAUGUUUAAAACACAACAGCGUGUAAAUAAAUACCAUUUAACUUUUAGCGAUACUUUGAAGUGGGAUUAAGUUG
Drosophila novamexicana is the source of this 1900-nucleotide messenger RNA. RefSeq names its product clumping factor B. Lineage: Eukaryota; Metazoa; Arthropoda; Insecta; Diptera; Drosophilidae. The record is from RefSeq and is a predicted model, not a curated record. The transcript is spliced from 2 exons. Bases 213 to 1301 code for a protein of 362 amino acids.